Polyodon spathula (Mississippi paddlefish) is the source of this 1452-nucleotide messenger RNA. Its product is annotated as olfactomedin-like protein 3A. The transcript has a single exon. NCBI's taxonomy places the organism in Eukaryota, Metazoa, Chordata, Actinopteri, Acipenseriformes, Polyodontidae. The coding region runs from base 56 to 898 and encodes 280 amino acids. The record is from RefSeq and is a predicted model, not a curated record. Gene Ontology annotation, biological process: signal transduction.
AAAUUGGGUGCUCUGUGCACGGGAUGACACCUUUCGUAACAAUGAUUCCUUCUGUAUGAUUUCAAGUGCACUUCAGAAUCGCAGUUUAUUAAAUUCCCUUUCCUGCCCCCCAGACUGCAGGGACAUGGUAUCCAGCAUCAAAUCCAUGAAGAUCCUGAAGAGGCUCGGUGGUGCGAUGGGUGUGUGGGCCAAAGAUCCAGUCGGGCAGUCGGGGGAGAUCUACAUCUUCAACAGCUCGUCCGGGGACACGUUGCAUCAUUUCAAAACGGUGCGCGACUUCACGGCUUCUGCAGGAACCUCGCGGGCCAAGAAGGUCAAGCUGCCCUUCCCCUGGGGCGGCGCGGGGCACACAGUCUACGACGGGCACAUCUACUACGUGAAGGAGGGGCAGGACUUCCAGGUCAUCAAGUACGACCUGAAGAACGAGACGGUGGUGGACAGCGUUGUCUUCCCAGCGGAGGAGCAGGUCCCCGUCUAUGGGCUUUCCCCCGAGACCUUCAUCGACCUGGCUGUGGACGAGGAAGGACUCUGGGCCAUCUAUGCCACCAAGGAGAACGAGAAGAACAUCUGCCUGGCCAAGAUGGACCCCAAGACGCUGGCUAUCGAGCAGAUGUGGGACACGCCCUGCCCCCGGGAGAACGCGGAGGCGGCCUUCGUCAUCUGUGGCACGGUGUACGUGGUCUACAACACCAAGCUGCCCAGCCGCUCGCGGGUCCAGUGCGUCUUCGACGUCAGCGACAUGGUUACCAACGACGACGCCCCUUUGGUGUACUUCCCCAGACGCUACAGCUCCCACGCCAGCCUCAAGUACAACCCCCGGGAGAGGCAGAUCUACGCCUGGGAUGACGGCUAUCAGAUUCUUUACAAGCUCGACCUGAAGAAGAAGCUGGAGGUGUGAGCCCUGCAAAGGGCUCAUAGGAACUGGGGGUGGGCGGGUGAGGAGCUAGGCUGGCAUUGCCCUCUCCAAACAGUACACUGUUACCUAUAAUAUAACGGUAAGCCACUGACAGUGAAGUGUGUUUUUAGAAGGUUUUGUAUGAUUGUAAAUGGUGCAGUGGGGCCUGUUUCCUGUCACCAGGGUCUGUAUAGUGGUUUCACAGAGUGGGACUCUUUCAUAACGUUUCUAUACCUUUACCACUUGCAGUCCUCUCUCACCACUGGCAAUGCAGCAGUGACAUCAUUUACUGUUCACUGUGCGGUGAUGAUCUGCGAUGCAUUUGAACAGCGUGGUUUGUUUUUGGCUGUCUUUGCAGUUCACCUGUUAAUGUUGAUGGGGGAGGGGAACAAAAUGGUAUUCCUAUCAAAGAAUGUUUUGUUUCUUCCCAGUUGUGUUCCUCUGUACUCUUUUCAAGGCUGCAAGGUCUUCAGUGUUUUUGUAGAAAAAUAAAUAGCGACUAAACGUCAAGCCAUUCUGUGUUACGAUGUAUUUUUGUUAAUAAAUAAAACCCAAGA